GACCUCCUCCUCCACUUCUUUCCUUUCUCCUUCAACUUCCACUUCUUUCUCUUCUCCACCUCUUUCUCUACCACUUUCUUCUUCCUCCUCCUCCUCCUCCUCUUCUCCUUCCUCCCUUCUUCAUCCCUUGCUGCCACUGCCUUCGCUCCCUCUGCAUUCACUAUGUUGGUCGAAUUUAGUGAUUGCGCAGAGCCUGUACCAAUGGGUUCCUCCUUAGUUGCUCGUAAUCUUCCAGCUCCAAUUUUGCAGGAACAAGCUCGAAGAGUUAUUAUUGAGGAAAUUGCCGGUGAAGAAGGAAUCUCAUACGGUUCAACAUUUUAUAUUCUCACUGAGUAUCUUAGCUUGAACAUGCUCACAGUGGUCAUUCUGGAUUUCACAACAUUGCAGGAACAUCAAUUGAUCCAAAGAGCCGAACAUUCUUUAACGACUUUGUCAAAGAUAUUCUUUAUUUCUGGUCCAAGUGUCACAGAAACUACACUCCCAACGCCCAUACAUCCAAUUCUAUCUCUUUUCAGUAUUAAAUCUGAUGAAGGUGUAGAUCAAUCAGAUGACAUGACAAGCAAAUUAUAA
Messenger RNA from Rodentolepis nana, 570 nucleotides. The record is from the annotation of a GenBank genome assembly. NCBI's taxonomy places the organism in Eukaryota, Metazoa, Platyhelminthes, Cestoda, Cyclophyllidea, Hymenolepididae.